Molecule: messenger RNA, 5610 nt
Organism: Bacillus rossius redtenbacheri
Lineage: Eukaryota; Metazoa; Arthropoda; Insecta; Phasmatodea; Bacillidae
Product: esterase E4-like
Exons: 13
Coding region: 12-2579 (855 amino acids)
Source: RefSeq, a predicted model, not a curated record
UCAUUGGAAGAAUGGCUACUUGGUCGGUUAUCUGUUUUUGUGUUGUUGCCACGUCGGCGAAGGUUGGAGGCCAAGAGUUGUACGAUGACUCGCCGACGGUGAAGCUGCCCCAGGGCACUCUCCGGGGGGGUUCCACCGAGACUGCAGACGGCACCAAGUACUACAGGUUCCUCGGCAUCCCUUACGCCAGGCCGCCGGUGGGGAACCUCCGAUUUGCGGCACCAAAAGACCCAGAAUCAUGGUCCGGGGUGAGAGAUGCGACCAAUUUCCGGUCAAUAUGCCACCAGGUUAAGGGCGGAUCUGAAGACUGCCUGUUCGUGAACGUCUUCACGCCAAAGCUCCCCACUAGCAGAAGUGACGUCUCUCUUCUGCCCGUCAUGGUUUACAUCCACGGAGGGGCGUUUGUGACUGGGUCAGGAAACAUCUCACCAGGACAACUAAUCAAUCAUGGGCUGGUGGUGGCCUCUAUCAACUAUCGCCUCAACGUGUUCGGUUUCCUGAGCGUCAACGGGACGGACGCCCCUGGAAACGCAGGGUUGAAGGACCAGUCCGCUGCCUUGCGGUGGGUGCAGAAGAACAUCGAGAAGUUCGGCGGAGACCCGAAAAGCAUUACCAUUUUUGGAAUGAGCGCAGGGGGAGCCAGCAUUCACUACAACAUCUUGUCUCCACUUUCAAAAGGCCUGUUCCAAAGAGCGAUCUCCGAGAGUGGUUCUGCCUUGAACCCUUGGGCUUUUAUCAAGAACACCGAAGCCCAUGCAUACCGCCUGAGCGCUGUGCUUGGGAAAGAGGCCCACAAUUCUUUAGAACUUCUCCGAAACUUACGGGCUGCGUCUGUCAAUGAACUGGCGAGUGGAAUCACCAAAGUCUUAACAGCAGAGGAAAACGUUAGGCUAAUAUCAAAUCCAUUCGUACCAUCGCUGGAGUUCCCGAGGAGCGGGGAGCAGCCAUUCCUGCCGCACGAGCCAGCCUACAUCGAGCAGCACGGUCUGUUCAACCAAGUGCCGUACAUCACCGGCGUGACCAAGAGGGAAGGAGCGUCCUUCGUCACCGAGAAGAUGAUGUCACAAGCUUCCUACUGGCAGGGCAUCAACAACGACCUGGAGCAGGUGGUGCCCGUCGCUCUGGGCCUGGCGAAAGGUUCCCAGAAGUCUAAGGAAGUGGCGCAGAAGGUGAAGAGCUUCUACUUUGGGAAUAAGGCCAUUUCGUACGAGAACCGCGAGUUGUGGAUAUCGCUGCAGACCGAUCUUUUGUUCGUCACAGGCGUCACUCAGACGGUACACACACACGCUAGGCACUCUGCCAGCCAUACCUACAACUACCAGUUCGUGUACGGGUACGCCACCCACGGUAUGGAAUACAUGUUCGUAGUAUACAACGGGAAGAUGCAAGGGGAGAGUUCCAACGCAGUGAAGCUCGCGAGGAUUCUGGGAGGACUGUGGACGAGCUUCGCCAAGACAGGGGUGCCCAGUGUGGAGGGAGUGGCGGCUUGGAAGCCAGUCACCUCUCAAGCAAGCUACCCUUACUUGGAAAUCAGUCUGACUCCAGCUCUCAAGUAUAACUUGGAGAAGGAGCGUAUGGACUUCUGGGAAAAAAUAUACAAUGAGUACGGAAAAACCACGACCACUUUGCACAAGAAAUCAUCUACCCAGCUGUUGGAGGCAUAUCCUACCUCCCAAGGACCGCCAGGUAGGCCUAAGAAGAUAUGUAUGUACCAGGCCUUAGAUGGCUUGGCAGCAUUCGGCCUGCCGGAGGACAGCUGCACACCUAAACUUACAUUAAUUUUCAGAAUGGCAUAUUGGUCGGUUCUCUUCUUUUGUAUAUUAGGCGUGUCAGCGAAAAUCGGCGGAGGGGAGUUGUACGAUGACUCGCCGACGGUGAAGCUGUCCCAGGGCACUCUCCGGGGGGGUUCCACCGAGACUGCAGACGGCACCAAGUACUACAGGUUCCUCGGCAUCCCUUACGCCAGGCCGCCGGUGGGGAACCUCCGAUUUGCGACACCAAGAGACCCAGAAUCAUGGUCCGGAGUGAGAAAUGCGACAAAUUUCGGGUCAAUAUGCCACCAGGUUAAGGGUGGAUCUGAAGACUGCCUGUUCGUGAAUGUCUUCACACCAAAGCUACCCACUAGCAGAAGUGACGCCUCUCUUCUGCCCGUCAUGGUUUACAUCCACGGAGGGGCGUUUGUGACUGGGUCAGGAAACAUCCCACCAGGACAACUAAUCAAUCAUGGGCUGGUGGUGGCCUCUAUCAACUAUCGCCUCAACGUGUUCGGUUUCCUGAGCGUCAACGGGACGGACGCCCCUGGAAACGCAGGGUUGAAGGACCAGUCCGCUGCCUUGCGGUGGGUGCAGAAGAACAUCGCGAAGUUCAGCGGGGACCCGAACAACGUCACCAUAUUUGGAGAGAGCGCAGGUGGCGCAAGUGUCCAUUACAACGUCCUGUCACCGUUGUCCAAAGGCCUGUUCCAAAGAGCGAUCUCCGAGAGUGGUUCUGCCUUGAACCCUUGGGCUUUUAUCAAGAACACCGAAGCCCAUGCAUACCGCCUGAGCGCUGUGCUUGGAAAGAGGCCCACAAUUCUUUAGAACUUCUCCGAAACUUACGGGCUGCGUCUGUCAAUGAACUGGCGAGUGGAAUCACCAAGGUUUUGACAGCAGAGGAAAAAGUGAGGCUAAUAUCAAAUCCAUUCGUACCAUCGCUGGAGUUUCCGAGGAGCGGGGAGCAGCCAUUCCUGCCGCACGAGCCAGCCUACAUCGAGCAGCACGGUCUGUUCAACCAAGUGCCGUACAUCACCGGCGUGACCAAGAGGGAAUCUGCCUCCUUCGUCACCGAGAAGAUGAUGUCACAAGCUUCCUACUGGCAGGACAUCAACAACGACCUGGAGCAGGUGGUGCCCGUCACUCUGGGCCUCGCUAAAGGUUCCCAGAAGUCCAAGGAAGUGGCUCAGAAGGUGAAGAGCUUCUACUUCGGCAACAAGACCAUUUCGUACGAGAACCGCGAGCUGUGGAUAUCGCUGCAGACCGAUCUUUUGUUCGUCACAGGCGUCAUUCAGACGGUACACACACACGCUAAUCACUCAGCCAGCAAGACAUACAACUAUCAGUUCGUGUAUGGCCAUUCCGGCCACGCUAUGGAGCUUAUUUUCGUUCUAUACAACGGGAAGAUGCAAGGUGAGAGUUCCAACUCAGUGAAGAUCGCAAGGAUUGUUGGAGGACUGUGGACGAGCUUCGCCAAGACAGGGGUGCCCAGUGUUGAGGGAGUGGCGGCAUGGAAACCGGUGACGUCAAAUGGCAGCUACCCCUACCUCGAGAUUAGUCUCUCUCCGGUACUCAAGUAUAACUUGGAGAAGGAGCAUAUGGACUUCUGGGAAAACAUUUACAACGAGUACGGUAAUUGACAACCACUUUGUAGAAAAAACUAAAAUGAAAUUGACGGCAAACAAAAUUAAUUGUUAAUAUUAUUAAUUGUUAAUAAUAUUACACAUGUAUAUGCACAUCCAUAUUUAACUCAAAAACUAUUUUGCACUACCAUGUUUUCUGUGCAAGUGUGAAACCAACUGUUUAAGUUGAACAUUUACUCGAAGUACACACUUAAGGGAGCCGUCUGGCUGGGCGCACGAGCUCUAAAGGCGCUGGGCUGAUAAAUCCUUUUUAGCGCUGGGCACCGAAAUGGGAUGAAUUCGUCUCACUGGUUAUGGUGACCCUACAGUUGUAUAUUACAUUUCUCUAUACCAUUUUCAAUACCGUGUUUAGAAUUUUCAGUGUGCUAAAACUUACUUGAAAACACACGUUUUAGCCUUAUUUACUGUCCGAAAAAUAUAUUUUAAAAAUUAAACAAUGUAAUGUAUAUAGACAAGUGAAUUUGCUCUUUCAUGCUAAUCGCAAUCGUACACUAUCAAAAAAUCUUGAACGAUUUUUAAUAGUGCGUUUACAGCCGGAGAUCUGAACAAUAUUUAGCGAACUAGCCAGGCGGCCACCUUAAUGUCACCAUAAUCACCAUUACACAUAAUUUAUCUCACCAAAUUGACAAAAACAUAUAAAAAAUUUGGAAACUGUAACGGUUUGUAAAUCUGUUUAAGUAAAACUUUCUUCGUGUCUCUCUACACCUUCCAUGGCAGCAUGCUUCACCCUCUUUGGCGUUAUGUCCAUAAAGUGGCCGAGAGGAUUCUUGUCUGACCUUACUCUUCCACCGCUGCUUUCUUAAAGUCGCAUUAGUCUCAGAGUGGGUUUUAUGGCAUUGUACAGUAAGUUUGAAAAAGUCCUAAGCGUGCUGAAUUUUAUUCACGUCUGGAGACAUUGCAGAUGUCAGCCUCUUAGAGGAUUAUGUCCACAAGCUGGACACUGUUGGCAGUAGGGCUGAACAAUGGACUAGAGGAUCCUGUCCCGAUAGUGUGGAACACUCGAAUUUCCCUUCUACCUCGAUGUAUGUCGUCCGACGUUCAUAAAUGAUGCCCGCCAAUAACAUGAACGACCCACGUCCCUGCUGGACCCUACUGACUGCCCGAGUCGUGUAGUGGUACCAGGCUCUCUCCACAGUAUUCUUCAAUGAUUGUCAGGUGUCAUACAGAUUUUGCACUAGUAAGUCAAGUUAACCUUACGCGAUUGCAAGUGCCGUCUUGCGUAUCUUUUCCUGGCGCCAUGGUUCCUGGUUUACAGUGCUGGUUAACAUGUUGGACGUCUAGCGGCCAAGUCUGGAUCGACACAUCUGUCUCUGUUGCCUCCAGGAAGGCAACGCGCUGUUCCAUGGCGUCCUUUUCUCUAUUCUUGCGAUUCAUAAUCUGAGUGUAGCAGUCAUCACGUGGUGUUGUUGUUCGUAAGGGACCAAUGUGGAGGAAGGUUGCUACACUUUUUUAACACAAUAACUCUGAUGUGUUCUAAUGACGUCACCGUGGUUUGCGCCAACCUGGCGGGCAUCUUGCCACACAGAAAACAUGUCUUCUGACUUCGCUAUUAACCUCUGGUACCUUUUUCUACAACACUGUAUAAUGUAAUUUUUUGAUAUGCUUAAAAUAAAAAAUCAAGAACUAUCAAAACAAUUAUUUUUAAUGAAACAAAAGCGGCGGGUUUUCUCUUAUUUCAUUUUCAUAGUGACUCUGUCCUAAUAAAAAGCCAUUAGUGGUACUUAUAAAAUUUAAGACAUCUGAUAUCAAACUUGCAUUGUUCUCUUCUUUUCAUUUUCAUAAUAACUCUAUCCUAUCGAAUUUACAUUAGGGAUAGAAAAUUGAAGACAACUGAUAUCAAGAUCCCCACGCUUUUUUUAUUAAAUUUAAAUUUCUUUAUUCGUUGAUUCUUAUUUUAAGCUUAUUAAAUUAUUACGUAUUACAGAAUUGUAGUUCAUUUUAUCGCUGUUGAACAAAUUGAUUAAAUUUAAAGAUUAUUUUAUACUUCUUGGUUCAUACAACAUAAAAAUGAUGUUUUCAUUUUUACAUAGAACUUUAUUAAAAAAGUUAUUCAAAAAUUUUUAACUUGUAAUUUCUCAAAUUUUAAAGUUUCUUAAGACCCGAUACAUCUAUGUAAAAAGUAAUCAUUUGUAAAAAUGAGUUUUUUCACUUAAAUUAGAUUUAAAACUACAAUGUUUAUCUGUUUGAAAAUUAAAAAAAAUAGUUAUGCAAUUAUA